GAUGAACGUACGCAAAUUUGACGACGUAAAAGAAAUUAUCCGUGAAAUAUUGGCAAACCAGCACCCCUAUUCUGCGAGACAGACGUAAUAUAUUUUUCCUCCUGUACCGCGUGGUGCGAUCAUCCUGCGUCGUGUGUUGACUCAUACCUGCUCGGACUGCAAAUUCCAAAUGUAUAACUCAUAACGUUAUGUCGUGGAACGGCUAGAUCGAGACUCAACGCUCCCGCAUUUGAUAUAAAACGCAUUUAAUAUAAAAAUCGCCCGCGAAAUCAAAAUGAUAAUCGCAUCCCUGUUGUUCUUCUGCGGCGUUUACUCUGCGUGCGCUCAAAAGUAUGAGGGCUGUUUUGAGAGUUCCUAUUCAAAUAACAGUCUACCCACUCCUGCUUUGGCGCACGCUAGUACGCCCGCCGAAUGUGUCAAAAAAUGUCAUUCUCAGUACUACAUGUUCGCAGGGCUAAUGAACGGGCAGCAGUGCUAUUGCAUUAACAAAUUCGGCCAGCCAUCGGACAGCUGUACUGUUCCCUGUGCCUCUGAUUCUUCUUACUAUUGUGGCAGCUAUGAAGCUAUGAGCGUUUACGCUACCGGUCAGCGAGGUCCAAGUCCACCGAGGAGAGUAUCGGUAAGUGAGGAGACAAAAGAUACUUUUAAAAUAACAUGGCAACCGCCAGAUAUACCCAAUGGAAAGGUAAUACUUUACACCAUCCGCGCCGUCGUCGAAGAAACGUUCUCAAGCAACGAUUUACCACCUAUCGAAAGUCAGAUUCAAGGAGGUUCGUCCAACAUGACGAUUCUGAGAGGUCUUCAACCUGGAACUAAAUACCACAUAUCUAUCACCGCCAGUAAUACACAGGAGUCCAGUGAAUCGGCGAAUGUUACGGGGUGGACUCUGAUAGGUCCACCCGACAAACCAGCCGUGCCCAAAAUAUUGGAACGCGGAAACAAUACGAUUACCGUCAUGUUUACCGAGGGUCACAGCGAGUAUGGACCGAUUAGCGCGUAUCAAGUUCUUGUCGUACAAGCUGACGCUAUACCUCCGCCGGCUGAGGAUGAAUAUUUGAAUUACAAAUCCGCAUUGGAACAAGGGUUAAGUUACUACAUUGCUGCGCAAUUCGACCCGUUGGACUUUCACAGUUACAGAAAGUUCGUCGUGGGCGAUGGAAAAAUAAUCGGCGGUUAUCAUAAUGUCCCAUUGAAAGACCAUUUCGCUUCCGCGCAAAUCGGCUUGGUGAUAAUCUCGCGUAUGGCAACGUAUGAACAACGUUCCUAUUCCAAUUUGACCAGUAUCAUACUUGGUCACGAAACGAACCAAAUGGACACGACUGCUCUUGCACUUUGCAUAGCGAUCACGCUGCUGAGUAUACUACUCGCUAUUUCGAUCCUGGUAUAUUUCGUGCUGCGACGGCGACACGAGAGAUUCCACAUGCAGAAGUUGCCGGAGCAACAGGAGCUCACGUUGCAGGGUCCGGUAUACGAGGUGGAUAAUAUGGGCUACAUUCCGGAGGAUAUCCCUGAAAGGGUGAAUCAUUAUCAAGAGUUGAAGAAGAAAGUCUGGAGUAUAUCGCAAAACGACCUGUCCAUUGAUGAUCACGUUAUACGCAGAGGACGAUUCGGCAGCGUUCACACCGGAACCGUUUUGAAGGAUGACAAAUCUUGUCCAGUAACGAUCCACACCAUAGUCGAUGGCGCCUUGAAGGGAUCUGAUAAGAGACACAUGCUGAGAGAAUUAGACGUGUGCAUCCGAGCAGGUUCUAUGAAAUAUCUCGCGAGUCUCGUAGGGACCUGCGAGACCACCGACAUGUUAUACGUCGUGUUGGAAUUACCGCCUCAGAUCUUGAAGGACCGUCUGUUAGGCGCGCGAUCGGGAGAUGUGUUUCCUAUAGAUCGUAUAAUGUUCAUUUCGUCCUCGAUAGCGAUCGCCUUGCAAUAUUUAGCGAGCCAUAAAAUCAUUCAUAGUCGCCUCUGUGCACGAAGCGUGGGACUGACGAGCGAUGGGACCCCGAAACUUAUAGGGCAUGGUAUCGCCAAGUAUGCCUUACAAGACUUAAAGUAUGCAAGGUGGAUGGCCAUCGAGUGCUUCGAUAAUCAGACAAAGCAUCAGCCAGGCGUGAUAUGGGCAUUCGGCGUGCUUCUCUGGGAGAUAUUUAGUAUGGGUGGUACACCGUACUCAAAUUUGACACUCGACAGCGAAGUGGAGGACGCGAUUAUGCAAGGUGUCCGGUUACCGCAAUUAGUGGAUGUCACAGAUCCGAUUUAUGAAGUUAUGUUAUCCUGUUGGCGAGACGAUCCCGAAGAACGGCCCACGUUCGAUGAACUUAUACGAUUGGAUACCUUGAGUGUUUGUCCUAUUACUGCAAUCACAGAGCCCUAUUUACCAGAAUUGGAGUUGAAUUAACAUUCUCAUUUGCUAUCUUUAGACA
Molecule: messenger RNA, 2417 nt
Organism: Cyphomyrmex costatus
Lineage: Eukaryota; Metazoa; Arthropoda; Insecta; Hymenoptera; Formicidae
Product: tyrosine-protein kinase Wsck
Exons: 4
Coding region: 275-2392 (705 amino acids)
Biological process (GO): multicellular organism development; cell surface receptor protein tyrosine kinase signaling pathway; protein phosphorylation
Cellular component (GO): signaling receptor complex; plasma membrane
Molecular function (GO): transmembrane receptor protein tyrosine kinase activity; ATP binding; protein binding
Source: RefSeq, a predicted model, not a curated record